This is a messenger RNA of Hyaloperonospora brassicae, 660 nucleotides long. The record is from the annotation of a GenBank genome assembly. Lineage: Eukaryota; Oomycota; Peronosporomycetes; Peronosporales; Peronosporaceae.
AUGGCUGAGCUGCAGGGCAAACGCCGCACGGCGACGGCCGUCCUCUUGUACGUGCCGAACCUCAUUGGCUACAUGCGCGUGCUGCUGUCGCUGUAUAGUCUGGCGAUUGCCCACUCGAACUACAAGGCGAGUGUCCUGUGCUACGUCCUGAGCUUCACGUGCGACUACUUUGACGGCUUUUUUGCCCGUCUCUGCGAUCAAUGCUCGUCGUUUGGUGCGGUGCUGGACAUGGUGACCGAUCGGUGCUCGACGGCGGGGCUGUUGGUCGUGCUGUCCCACUUGUACCCGCAGUACAUGGUCUGCUUCAUCUUCCUCCUGGUCCUCGACUUUUCGAGCCACUGGUUCCACAUGUACUCGUCUCGUGGCCACCACAAGCUCGUCCCCGCGGAGCGCAACUUCCUGUUGCGUUUCUACUACGGCUGCUACCCGUUCUUUGGCUUUUGCUGUGUUGGCGCCGAGCUCUUCUACAUUCUGCUUUACGUGCUCCACUUUGAUCCUGCACUGAUGAUACCGGUCAUCAAUGUCCCUGUGAUGCAGCUGUGCUACUACGUGUGCCUGCCCGCCUGUGUGUGCAAGUCCUUCACGAAUGUGGCGCAGCUGUGCAGUGCAGCGCACUCGAUUGCUUCGGAGGAUGCGGCACUUGUGAACAAGACCAAGUAA